Colletotrichum spaethianum is the source of this 474-nucleotide messenger RNA. Its product is annotated as putative methyltransferase tdiE. NCBI's taxonomy places the organism in Eukaryota, Fungi, Ascomycota, Sordariomycetes, Glomerellales, Glomerellaceae. The coding region runs from base 1 to 474 and encodes 157 amino acids. The record is from RefSeq and is a predicted model, not a curated record. The transcript is spliced from 2 exons.
AUGACGGGCAGCUUUGCUGACAACAUGAGCAUUGUGCAAAAGGCUUUCGACUCGUUGGAACCAGGCGGCUACUUUGAGGCACAGGACAUGGCACUUCCCCUUGGUUGUGACGACGGUACCUUGACUGUGGAUUCAGACCUCUGGAAAUGGGUUCUUCUCGUUAUGGAAGGCAUGGAGAAGUUUGGCCGUCCUGUCAGUGCUGCUCAGCAAUGGAAACAGCUCAUGGAGGCCGCUGGAUUCGAGGAUGUCGUCGAGACAAUUUACAAAUGGCCGACGAACCGUUGGCCUCGAGACGCACACUACAAGGAGAUAGGAAUGUGGAGUUUGGAGAACAUGGACCAGGCUCUGGAACCAGCUACACUUGCGCCUCUUACGAGAGCGCUAGGCUGGACCUAUGAAGAGGUCAUUGUCUUGGUCAGUAAGGCGAGGAAGGUCAUGAGAGACCCCACUGUGCAUGCAUACUGGCCCAUGUAA